AUGUCCCCUCUCAGAGGUUACAUCACAUCAUACCCGCCACGAGUGCGCCAGUAUGGAAACGCGUUGUUGACGCCUGUGUACCCGGUGCAGACGGGUCCGACGCCGCGGACGACAAAGCGCGGAACCACGGCGAUCAAUUAUGCCGAGGACGGUUACGAUGAUGAUGAUUUUGAUGAGAGCGAUGGUCCUCGCCGGCCCACUGGGCUAAGGAGUCUGCGGCGCGAGGAAUCGACUGGUGGUAUGCUGGCGCCGAUGGAGAAACUGGGCAAGGAAGUGCAUGCGCCUGUCGAGGUGCAGGGUGUGUUUCGCGAAUGGAUGAUCAAACGGAUGCUGCGGCCUGCAUGUGCGGACCAACUACAAAUCCAAGCGCAGCUCCCCUUGACGCUGGUUCCGAUUCGAAUUGACGUGGAAGUUGCCGCGCAUCAACCCCUCGAACCGUUCCCUUUCCCCCGCCGCGUGAAUGAACAAAUUAUCAACCCGACCCUUCCUGCAUACCGGAGACCGGACCCUCUACCUCCCUUCAGAAUCAAGGACACCUUCCUGUGGAACCUCCACGAGGCUCUAGCUACGCCGGAGGAGUUUGCUAUUGGCUUUGUUCGUGACCUUGAUCUUCCCAACCCACAGGCGACGACGAUGACCAUCAGUAAUCAGAUUCGCCAACAAUUGGAAGAGUAUGCAGGUGUGGCCUUGCAUCCUCUUUUCCAAAGCAGCCAUUCAAUCCAUGCUCCGAGCGUGCCCCCACAGAUGGAUGCUUCGCGAGAUGUAUCCAUGACUCCAGCUGCGACCAACGUCGAUACACCUGAUAGCCGGGUCAACGGGGCUACAGUAACGGUCACAAAAGAGGCAUUGGUGAACGACAGUCUUCUGAACCCGGAUGAUGCAUACCGGUGUCUGAUCAGUCUCAACAUUAACCUUCAAAAUAAGCUCUACACAGAUAAGUUCGAGUGGUCUUUGCUUCAUCCUCCCGGUAUGGCCGAGGAAUUUGCUCAGAUUACUUGCGCCGAUCUACAUCUCGGUGGAGAAUGGGUGAGCGCGAUUUCACAUGGCAUCUACGAGGCCGUCUUGAAGUUGAAGAAGGAGGUCUGCGAAAGCGGCGGCCUGAUCAAUGGCUACGGAAAUGAGAUCGACAAUCAAGCGGCCAACGGUGUGGAGGCUGGCUGGCGAUACGAUCCCGAGACCCUGGGUGAUAAGUGGCAGCCUCAAGUUGAGACUCUUUCCAAGGAGGAGAUUGAGAGGCGGGAGGGUGACCGUGAGCGUGAAAUCCGACGUGUACGACGAGAGACUGCACGGUUCUCUUCAACUACGGGCAUCACGCCAGAGGUGUCUCGGCAGAGCAGUGGUGGCUACUUUGAUGUUGAUAGUGAGACCCCGUUGGGUCGUGGUGAGCGGAAUAAGCGGAAGCGUCGCUUCCGUAGUCUCAGCCCGUUGGGUAGAGGCACACCUGGCGGUCGAGGCACUCCGGAAACAGGAUCAGGUGCUGGGUACGGUGGCGGAGGUGGUACUCUCACGGAUUGGGAACGACAAAGCUGGCGAUGCAGCAAUUGUAUGGUUUGGGGUACAGCCGUCUGGGCAGUACGAGACGGACCGGAUGGCCCUCGUACUCUUUGCCACAACUGUGGUUUCCUAUACGAGCGGGACAAGACCACCCCAGAAUGGUCAAGAGAUCUGCACCGUCACGAUAUCCCCGUCGGCCGGUUUACCUAG
Messenger RNA from Penicillium cataractarum, 1704 nucleotides. RefSeq names its product putative RSC complex subunit Sfh1. Gene Ontology annotation, molecular function: zinc ion binding; transcription coregulator activity. Lineage: Eukaryota; Fungi; Ascomycota; Eurotiomycetes; Eurotiales; Aspergillaceae. Gene Ontology annotation, biological process: regulation of transcription by RNA polymerase II; chromatin remodeling. Gene Ontology annotation, cellular component: RSC-type complex; nuclear chromosome; nucleus. The record is from RefSeq and is a predicted model, not a curated record. The transcript has 4 exons. Bases 1 to 1704 code for a protein of 567 amino acids.